AUGGAGACAAAUUUAAGCGACACUCUUAACUCGAUCUUUGACCCUCUACUCAGAAUCGAUAAGAAACGUGAAACAGUUCAUCUAAUCCAUCAAUCCGCAAAGGAUUUCCUCACGGAUUCUCGAUUGAUGAAAAAAUGUCAUGAUCUGCUUAUUUCGCCGGCUGAAUCGAACCUCCAAAUUGCAACCACCUUUCAGAUAUACCUCUCGUUGGAUGAAUUUGAGGAUCUCCGCAUUGAAUGGCCAGAAUAUGGUUCCCGGCCCAAAUAUAUAACGGAUAAAGACAUGCAUGUGCGCCUUCUGGAUUAUAUCGAAUACUGGCCGGAUCAUGUCAAUGAAGCCAAGGCGGAGGAUCCUGGUCUGUGGGAAUCAUUUUCGAGAUUAGCGAUUUCCAAGAGAAAAAUUAAUCUUGCUUUUGAAAUCUACAGAGGAAGUAAACGUUGGUCUCUCAGUCGCCACAUCCAAGCCCUGCCACUACUAAAUAUCUCCGCCGCUUUGGGAUUGGAGUUCUACCUCAGAAGAUUGCUAGAUGAAGGGACUGAAUAA
Messenger RNA from Morchella sextelata, 543 nucleotides. RefSeq lists its product as uncharacterized. The record is from RefSeq and is a predicted model, not a curated record. Lineage: Eukaryota; Fungi; Ascomycota; Pezizomycetes; Pezizales; Morchellaceae. Bases 1 to 543 code for a protein of 180 amino acids. The transcript has a single exon.